CUAACGACCUUGCGGGCUCUGCAACUUUCGUUCAUUCAUACUCCGUAUGUGCCAGCAUUUCUUCUCCCGCCAAACACAAUCCUCAGCAACUCAACCCCAUUCUCUCUCACUCUCUCUUCAACCAUAGCGAAUUGCAUUUCUAUGUUCAGCAAACAUGGAUGCUCGGAAUCCGCGUCGCCUGAAACGAGGCCAGAUGUCUAGAGCUACCGCGACCCUGAGACCGCCAUUUUCGGACAUCUCCAACUUUACUACAACUACCGACUACGGUCCCUCCUCAGCGGGGUCCUACUUCUUCAAUGACUCACCUGAUUCAAAAUCCCAUACCAGUAGUGUAGCUUCCACUUCCGUCCUAAAUCGGAGCAACACAAAGCUCAGUUUCUCAGCCCCCUCUCGUUCUUCCCGCAGCACUUCAGUUAUGUCAGAAGAGUCGGCAUUAUCCACGACUGGUCCCAGUAAAAGAUAUCCCAAGAAGAGGUGUUCAGGGAAGCUGUCUCUUACAGAAGAAUCUUCGCUUGAAGAUUUUGUGAAAAAACAAAAGGCUUAUUUCAAAGAGGUUGAUGAGUUCGAGCUGCAAGAGGAGGAAGCAUCUGACUAAUCUAUCUCAAUAUAAUAAAUAUAUAAAGAUUGCAGAAGUAGAAUAUCACACUGGUGGCAUGUUUGAAGCUUGGAGCUGGCAGAGUUCAGCUUAUCUGGAUACAAUUCUUGGACAAAGUUAUGCUAAGAAACACAUAACUAUUAUUCUUAGACACGGUCUUAGUAGUGUUAUUGGUUUUAGAUAGGUGUUUUCCGCAUUUUGGGACUUGUGAGCAUAAUUUGGGUAAGUUUUUACUUCCUCCAUUUUUAGCUCAAGUUUUAUACUACGUACCACAUUGAGGCUUGACUAUGUGUAAUGCAAAUAUUCAUAUUUAAAAAGCAGUUAACCAUAUGUAAUGCAAGUAUUAAGUCAGUGUUUUGAUUGAAUGGAUAAGUUGUGGUUUUA
Cuscuta epithymum is the source of this 979-nucleotide messenger RNA. The record is from the annotation of a GenBank genome assembly. NCBI's taxonomy places the organism in Eukaryota, Viridiplantae, Streptophyta, Magnoliopsida, Solanales, Convolvulaceae.